Messenger RNA from Fusarium tjaetaba, 1227 nucleotides. RefSeq names its product epoxide hydrolase. Gene Ontology annotation, molecular function: epoxide hydrolase activity. The record is from RefSeq and is a predicted model, not a curated record. Gene Ontology annotation, biological process: epoxide metabolic process. The transcript has 4 exons. NCBI's taxonomy places the organism in Eukaryota, Fungi, Ascomycota, Sordariomycetes, Hypocreales, Nectriaceae. The coding region runs from base 1 to 1227 and encodes 408 amino acids.
AUGUUUAAAAUCGGCAUUCUAUUGCUCCUUGCUUGGUCAACCUGGGCGAAAGGCAUGCUGUUCCUUGACUUUGCUAUCGCAAACCCCCAGCGAUUUGACAUCAAGGUCGAUCAAGACUUCCUCGACUUUACCCUCCAUAAAGUCCGCGACUAUCGUCCCGCCAAUAGCUUCUUUCCAGACUGGACCAACGAAGGUCCCCCCAAGGAUGCCGUGAAGGAACUUGCUGAAUACUGGGGCAGCAAAUAUGACUGGAGGGAUGUCGAGAGAUCAAUCAACAUGGACUUCAAGCACUAUGCUACUACUGUUCCUGGAAAUGGUAACUAUUCUGAACCUAUUCCAAUCCACUUCGUUCACGAAAGGUCCAGGAGCAGAAACGCGAUCCCUCUGUUACUACUCCAUGGAUGGAGUUCUACGCACCUGGAGUGGAGAAAGGUGUUUCCGAAGCUGUCGAAGAACUUCCAUGUCGUUGCAAUCGAUCUUCCAGGUUUUGGCUUUAGUCCUGCACCAACUAAGGUGGGCCUCGGGGCCAAGGAACAGGCCGUCGCUUUUGACGCCCUCAUGCAACAACUUGGCUAUAAGAAAUACGGCGUUGUCAGCACCGAUCUCGGCUGGAUUUAUGGCUCCGCCAUGACAGAGUAUGUAGGCAAUAACAUGAUCGGCCACUUCACCGACUUUUUCCUGGCCCAGCCUACGCCAGAGAUUCUCGCUCGUGCAGGGCAAGGCAAGACAACACAGGAAGAGAAUGAGUACUUGGCUGGCCUGAACGACUUCUCAACCAAGCACUUCGCCUACGCCAGUGUGCAGUCUCAGAAGCCUGGGCUUCUGGCUGGCAUUCUGUCGGAUAGCCCGGUUGGUACUGCCGCUUGGCUAUGGGAUCUGAAAAUAAGCAGUAACAACGGCAUUGAGCCUACGCAGGAGGAGAUUGUGACGGAUGGCUUUGUCACCUGGAUUCAGAAUACAUAUGGCAGCAUUCGAUCGUAUUCGAUCGGGGAAGCCGCAUUGCCGACUACUAAAAUAUCGAAUGUACCCACAGCUGUUACCACUUGGGGCAAUGAAAACGGUCCAUUCCCCGGCCUUCGCAAAUUUCCUUUGGUGCCCAAGUCUUGGUUGGAGCCAUUGGUUAACCUUGUUUACUAUAAGAAGCACUCGGGUGGAGGUCACUAUCCUGCCUGGACAAGCCCUGAUGAUUGGACUACUGACGUGAAGGAGUUCUUUCUCGCCCUUUAA